AAUUUAAAAAUUUGAUAAUAAAAAUAAUUGCGUUUCAAUAUUUUGAUCCUUUAAUGUUGCUUUCAAAAUUUUUGUCAUUGCGUAAAAAAUGAAAUUUUACUGAAAGAAAAUUGCUAGCAAUGAUGUCUUCUUCAAAAAAAUUUCGAAAAAAUAAAUUUAAAAAAAAUUAUUUAAAUCAAGACUUAUGUGACAGUUGUAGGUUAGCAAUUAACAAUGCUCAUACAAUUUGGUGUCCCAAUAAUUACUUAAAAGAUACGCACUUUGAAACCAGCUCCACUGAUAAAGGACCAAAUCCUUACAUAAAUUUUCUUAAAGAUUAUAAAAGAGAGCACAAAGAUUUAACGACAAAGGAAACUAUACGCCUUGGUGCUCAUAAAUGGAACAACUUACAUGCUGACGAUAAACUGAUUUAUAUGCAAGACGCAUUCUAUGGUAGCCUCAAAAAAAAAUAUAAUAUGCAACUCAAUAAUUUGAUUAAAAUGACAGAAUCAGAUACUGAAUUUUAUGGGAUUAACACGAAAAGCAGAAUAUUUCCAGGUAGAGGACGAAGCUCCACGUGUAUAUGUCAACAUAAGUCUACUUCAAAACGUAGUUCUUUCAUAAAACGUAAUCUUGCUACAAAAUGUAGUCGUCCUUUAAAACGUAAUUCUGUUGCAAAACGGAAAUCUCCAGCUCGCC
Messenger RNA from Teleopsis dalmanni, 678 nucleotides. RefSeq lists its product as uncharacterized. Lineage: Eukaryota; Metazoa; Arthropoda; Insecta; Diptera; Diopsidae. The record is from RefSeq and is a predicted model, not a curated record.